AUGACUAUUGAUAUCGAAAACACGAGUAGUUACGACUCCAAGCUUUUUCACUCCAUAAUGAUCGGGAAUAUGGAGCUUCAACAUCGCAUCGUGCAUGCUCCGGCUACCCGAUUGCGGUGUCAUGAAGAUGGAAUGAGAAGUGCUGUACCUGGGACAUUGCUUAUAACAGAGUCCAUUUUCUCCGGGCUUAAGUCAGGAGGAUUCUCUAAUAUUCCUUGCUUGUACAAUGAACAGCAUGUCGAAGCAUGGAAGCCGAUUGUGAAAGGAAUUCACGAUAAGAAAUGCUUUGUAUUCAUGCAAUUUUGGAAUCUUCCUGGAGAAUUGAAGCCAGAUUAUCUCGAAGACCAAGAAAGGUUGGAAAAUGUUACUCAGGGAGAAUGUCCUAUGGAUCCAACAGGAUUGCCGGCAGCCUUGGGAAGCGCUUACUCAAUAUGUGGGGAAUCUCUGUAUAUUGAUAAAUAUAUGUCAAAAUUGGAUAUAAAUGAACAUAUCGCUGAGUAUCGCGAGGCCGCUAAACGUGCUGUAUUCGGAUGCGAUGCUGAUGGCAUAGAAGUUCAUCAGGUCAACGGAUUUUUACUUGACAAAUUCGUUUUGAACGGAUUUGGAGAAAAGUGCGAUCCGAACUAUAGAGGCUCAUUAGAAAACCGGGUUCGAUUUUGCUUGGAGCUUAUUCAGUCAGUUGUGGAAGCAAUUGGACAAGAACGAGUAGGCUACCGUAUAUCUCCAUACUCCGAUAUCUGGAGAUCCAAGGAUCAUGUCGAAGCCCAUACAUAUCUAGUUCAAAGGCUUCGAGAAAACUUCCCAAAGCUUGCUUACCUGCAUGUUAUAGAGCCUCGGAAAUACUGGACAGGUCAUGAACAAAUUCUUCAAGAAAAAAACUCGCUCGAGUAUCAAAAGUUAUGGAAACAGCCGUUGUUGAGUGCUGGAGGACAUGAUCGGGAUUCCGCUUUGCAAUUGACAACCCAAGACAAUGUUUUGGUUGUCUUUGGACGAUACUUUUUGGCUAAUCCCGAUUUACCUUUUCGUCUAAAACACAAUUUGCCACUGAAUAAAUGGAAUCGCUCCAAAUUUUACGCGAAAAAGAGGCCAGAGGGCUAUAUUGAUUAUCCAUUUUGCGACGAAUUCAUCCGUGAAACAGCAAAAGCGGAAAAUAUCAAGCAAGAAAAUGAAUCCUGA
Messenger RNA from Schizosaccharomyces cryophilus OY26, 1176 nucleotides. RefSeq names its product NADPH dehydrogenase. Lineage: Eukaryota; Fungi; Ascomycota; Schizosaccharomycetes; Schizosaccharomycetales; Schizosaccharomycetaceae. The transcript has 2 exons. The record is from RefSeq and is a predicted model, not a curated record. Gene Ontology annotation, molecular function: oxidoreductase activity; FMN binding. The coding region runs from base 1 to 1176 and encodes 391 amino acids.